This is a messenger RNA of Cyprinodon variegatus (sheepshead minnow), 2600 nucleotides long. RefSeq names its product H(+)/Cl(-) exchange transporter 4-like. Bases 146 to 2068 code for a protein of 640 amino acids. Lineage: Eukaryota; Metazoa; Chordata; Actinopteri; Cyprinodontiformes; Cyprinodontidae. The transcript has 9 exons. The record is from RefSeq and is a predicted model, not a curated record. Gene Ontology annotation, cellular component: membrane; Golgi apparatus; early endosome. Gene Ontology annotation, biological process: transmembrane transport; chloride transport. Gene Ontology annotation, molecular function: voltage-gated chloride channel activity.
GUGAGGUAUCGUGAGAUCUGGCAGGCUUUUGCGGCAGUCUGUGACGCCGCUGAUCCCGUCCGUGGGUUUGUUUGUGUGGAUUUCCUCCAUGAUGUCCAGCUGUCCUCCUCAGGUCUAACAGGAAACCAAGCGGAAGCAGCGAAACAUGGAGGCUGCGGAAGGUGUCAGCGCUCCCACUCCCACGGAGGAGAUGAACGGCGCCGGGACGCUCAUGGACUUCCUGGACGAACCCUUCCCGGACGUGGGGACCUACGAGGACUUCCACACCAUCGACUGGCUGAGGGAGAAGUCCAGGGACACGGACCGGCACAGGAAGAUCACCAGUAAGAGCAGAGAGUCCCUGUGGGAGCUGAUCAAGAGCCUCCUGGACGCCUGGUCCGGAUGGGUGGUGAUGCUGCUCAUCGGCCUCCUGUCUGGUAGGGGUUACCAUGGUUACCGCUCAUCCCAUCCCACCACAUCAGGACCGGCCCAGAGACCGGAAACCAGAGCAGCCAUCUUUGUUAAUGUGUCAGAGGUUCUGUGGUCCACCUGGACCGCUGUGGCAGGGGUGUUGUCAGCGGCGGCGGCGGCCGGCGUCUCGGUGGCCUUUGGAGCCCCGAUUGGAGGCGUUCUGUUCAGCCUGGAAGAGGUGAGUUAUUACUUCCCUCUGAAGACCCUGUGGCGUUCCUUCUUUGCCGCUCUGGUCGCCGCCUUCACGCUGCGCUCCAUCAACCCGUUUGGAAACAGCCGCCUGGUGCUGUUCUAUGUGGAGUACCACACCCCCUGGUACAUGGCCGAGCUGGUCCCCUUCAUCCUGCUGGGGGUGUUCGGCGGCCUCUGGGGGACGCUGUUCAUCCGGGCCAACAUCGCCUGGUGCCGCUGCAGGAAGACCACCCAGCUGGGGAAGUACCCCGUCCUGGAGGUGAUCGCCGUGACGGGAAUCACCGCCCUGCUGGCGUACCCGAACCCGUACACCCGGCGCAGCACCAGCGAGCUCAUCUCGGAGCUCUUCAACGACUGCGGCGCUCUGGAGUCCUCCCAGCUCUGCGACUACAUCAGCAAUCCCAACAUGAGUCGGCCGGUGGACGACAUUCCAGACCGCCCGGCCGGGCCUGGGGUCUACAACGCCAUGUGGCAGCUCACCCUCGCCCUCAUCUUCAAGAUCGUCAUCACCAUCUUCACCUUUGGCAUGAAGAUCCCAUCCGGACUCUUCAUCCCCAGCAUGGCUGUGGGGGCCAUCGCUGGGCGCAUCGUUGGUAUCGCCGUGGAGCAGAUGGCGUACCACCACCAUGACUGGAUUAUCUUCAAGAACUGGUGCCGGCCUGGCGCAGACUGCGUCACGCCAGGCCUCUACGCCAUGGUGGGCGCUGCUGCCUGUUUGGGUGGGGUCACCAGGAUGACCGUCUCCCUGGUGGUCAUCAUGUUCGAGCUCACGGGCGGGUUGGAGUACAUCGUCCCUCUCAUGGCCGCCGCCGUCACCAGUAAGUGGGUGGCUGACGCCUUUGGGAAGGAGGGCAUCUACGAGUCUCACAUCCAGCUUAACGGCUACCCCUACCUGGACGUAAGGGACGAGUUCACGCACCGCACCCUGGCCACCGACGUGAUGCGGCCCCGCCGGAACGACCCUCCCCUGGCCGUCCUCACGCAGGACAGCACCACCGUGGAGGAUGUGGAGACGCUCAUCAAAGACACGGACUACAACGGCUUCCCGGUGGUCGUGUCCCGGGAGUCGGAGAGGCUGAUCGGCUUCGUUCAACGCAGAGACCUCACCCUCGCCAUCAAAAACGCGCGGCAGAAGCAGGACGGCGUGGUGAGCAGCUCCGUGGUGUACUUCACCGAGGACGCACCGCAGCUGCCGGCCAGCAACCCUCAGCCGCUGAAGCUGCGGCGCAUCCUCAACCUGAGCCCCUUCACCGUCACCGACCACACCCCCAUGGAGACGGUGGUGGACAUCUUCCGUAAACUGGGCCUCCGGCAGUGCCUGGUCACCCGGAGCGGGCGUCUGCUGGGCAUCAUCACCAAGAAGGACGUCCUGCGCCACAUGGCCCAGAUGAUGAACCAGGAUCCAGAGUCCAUCAUGUUUAACUGAGCACAGACUGAUGGAGCUGCCCCCCCCCCUCACCGAGCAUCAUCAUCAUCAUCCUCCUGCUUCCUCAUUAAAGCAGAAGGGAGGACCAGUGAUGGCUGGAGGUCAAUAACUGGGACCAGUUUAGUUCAUUUUAUCAGCAUUAUUUCAUGGCUUUAUUUAACAUGUAUGGAUGUGAUCCUGCCUUCCUGUACUUUUAUUGUUGCCAUAUUCCUGUUGCCAUCGUUGGACGACCUGCUGAUCCUGACGCUCGCCUGUAGCAGCUUGGUUCUUAGAUGAUUUAGCUCCACCCAACUCCAGACGCCACUCCUCCACCUCAGUGUUCAUCUUUGGUUCCUCUCUGUGGUGUUUUUCUCUGUGGUGAAGCUGCUGAUGCUGCACAUGAACUGGAACCCAGUCUGUGGAAGAGUGGAGGGAUUUUAACCCUGUGAACCUAAAACGAAGCUAAUCUUCAGAUCAUCCAAACCGUGGCUCUGACAGAACUCACUCCGUCGCACUUUUGUUUCCAGAUUUGUAAAAAUGUAAAAGAAUAAAC